CACUCUGACUAACUGAGGGACUCUGGUUCAUGUUUAAUGGUGGAUAUGAGUGAAGGUGUAUGAAGCUGAUUGUGUCUUUGUCUCUUCCUCCAGGAUGGACCAUGGUGGACUGCAGACACUGAAACCUGGUCUGAGGAAGUAUGCCUGUGAACUGGAACUGGAUCCAAACACAAUGAACAGAAAACUCAAACUGUCUGAUAACAACAGGAAGGUGACACAUGUGGAGCAUCAGUCAUAUCCUGAUCAUCCAGACAGAUUUGACCCCUUACCUCAGCUGCUGUGUAGAAAUGUUCUGACUGGUCGAUGUUACUGGGAGGUCGAGUGGAGAGGAGACGUUAAUAUAUCAGUGAGUUACAGAAGAAUCAGAAGGAAAGGAGGCAGUGAUGACUGUUUGUUUGGAGAGAAUGAUCAGUCCUGGAGUCUGAGGUGCUCUGAUGGUGGUUACUAUGUCUGUCACAAUAGCAACUAUACACCCAUCUCCUCCUCCUCCUCCUCCUCCUCCUCCUCCUCCUCCUCCUCCUCCUCCUCCUCCUCCUCCUCCUCCUCCUCUGUCUCUAACAGAGUAGCAGUGUAUGUGGACUGUCCUGCUGGCACUCUGUCCUUCUACAGAGUCUCCUCUGACUCACUGAUCCACCUCCACACCUUCAACACCACAUUCACUGAUCCUCUGUGUGCUGGGUUUAUGUUCUACUACUAUGGUUCCUCAGUGUCUCUGUAG
This is a messenger RNA of Scomber scombrus (Atlantic mackerel), 718 nucleotides long. RefSeq names its product stonustoxin subunit beta-like. The transcript has 2 exons. The record is from RefSeq and is a predicted model, not a curated record. NCBI's taxonomy places the organism in Eukaryota, Metazoa, Chordata, Actinopteri, Scombriformes, Scombridae. Gene Ontology annotation, molecular function: protein binding. The coding region runs from base 95 to 718 and encodes 207 amino acids.